UUUUGAAAACCUUUUUCUAAUACAUGCAGUGCGGACCGCCGCCAAUAGGAGACGCGAGCGUUACUCAUUAUCAUAUUCCCCACCCUUUCUGCUCAAAUAGCGGCGCGGCAACAAGCCCGUUAUCAGUUACUACGUCGACUCUUGGCUGUCGGGUAAAGUAACGGGACCGCUUCUCCGCCACCAUUCUGCUGCUCCAGUACAUUUUAAAAUACUGAAUCAUGCGUGAGUGCAUCUCCAUCCACGUUGGACAGGCUGGGGUCCAGAUUGGCAAUGCCUGCUGGGAGCUGUAUUGCCUAGAGCAUGGUAUCCAACCAGAUGGACAGAUGCCAAGUGACAAGACUAUUGGAGGAGGAGAUGACUCUUUCAACACGUUUUUCAGUGAAACUGGAGCUGGCAAACAUGUUCCCAGAGCUGUGUUUGUGGAUCUGGAGCCAACUGUCAUUGAUGAGGUACGUUCAGGUACCUACAGACAGCUUUUCCACCCGGAACAACUAAUCACUGGAAAGGAAGAUGCGGCCAACAAUUACGCUCGUGGACACUACACCAUUGGCAAAGAAAUUAUUGACCUGGUUCUAGACAGGAUUCGUAAACUGGCUGACCAGUGCACAGGUCUCCAGGGCUUCCUUGUCUUCCACAGCUUUGGUGGUGGCACUGGGUCUGGUUUCACUUCCUUGUUGAUGGAGCGACUUUCUGUUGACUAUGGGAAAAAAUCAAAGCUAGAAUUUUCCAUCUAUCCAGCACCACAAGUGUCCACAGCUGUUGUAGAGCCCUAUAACUCCAUCUUGACAACCCACACCACACUUGAGCACUCGGACUGUGCCUUCAUGGUAGACAAUGAAGCUAUCUAUGAUAUUUGCCGCAGAAACCUUGACAUUGAGCGCCCCACUUACACCAACCUUAACAGACUGAUCAGCCAGAUUGUGUCAUCCAUCACAGCUUCUUUGCGUUUUGAUGGGGCUCUGAAUGUCGAUUUGACAGAAUUCCAGACCAACUUGGUGCCCUACCCUCGUAUCCACUUCCCCCUAGCUACCUAUGCCCCAGUCAUUUCUGCUGAGAAAGCCUAUCAUGAGCAGCUUUCAGUGGCUGAGAUCACGAAUGCCUGCUUUGAGCCAGCCAACCAGAUGGUUAAGUGUGACCCUCGCCAUGGCAAAUACAUGGCCUGCUGCCUGCUGUACCGUGGUGAUGUGGUACCCAAAGAUGUCAAUGCUGCUAUUGCUAAUAUCAAGACCAAGCGCACCAUCCAGUUCGUGGACUGGUGUCCUACUGGUUUCAAGGUGGGCAUCAACUACCAGCCCCCUACUGUAGUACCUGGAGGUGAUCUUGCCAAGGUUCAGAGGGCAGUGUGCAUGCUAAGCAAUACGACUGCUAUUGCUGAGGCUUGGGCACGUCUUGAUCACAAAUUUGACUUAAUGUAUGCCAAGCGUGCUUUUGUCCACUGGUAUGUUGGUGAGGGUAUGGAGGAAGGGGAGUUCUCUGAGGCACGUGAAGACAUGGCUGCCUUGGAGAAAGACUACGAGGAAGUAGGGGUUGAUUCAAUUGAAGGAGAAGGUGAGGAGGAGGGAGAGGAGUAUUAAACUUUGGUUAUAGGUGCUCUCAUCAGACCCUUUCACACUAGUACUAGAGAUCACCAUAUAUCCUUGCAACUAACACAAUUGCCUGACUAACUGAGCCACAAUACUGCUAAUUAUGUAUGUUACUGAGAGAGUGCUUAAGUGAAGAGGAAACGAAUGUUCAAUGUCUGCACAUAAAAUAAGAUGAAAUAUGUACUUCAGUUUUAUUGAUUUUAAUAUCUGUGCUAAUUUUUACACAGAUUUAUACUUGCUUUCAGGUAUUUUCUGUUGAUGUUUAAUUGUGAUUAAAAAAAUGUCAGGCAGAUGA
Molecule: messenger RNA, 1878 nt
Organism: Erpetoichthys calabaricus (reedfish)
Lineage: Eukaryota; Metazoa; Chordata; Cladistia; Polypteriformes; Polypteridae
Product: tubulin alpha-1B chain-like
Exons: 4
Coding region: 219-1574 (451 amino acids)
Biological process (GO): mitotic cell cycle; microtubule cytoskeleton organization
Cellular component (GO): cytoplasm; microtubule
Molecular function (GO): structural constituent of cytoskeleton; GTP binding
Source: RefSeq, a predicted model, not a curated record